This is a messenger RNA of Symbiodinium pilosum, 1644 nucleotides long. Lineage: Eukaryota; Dinophyceae; Suessiales; Symbiodiniaceae. The record is from the annotation of a GenBank genome assembly.
AUGGACGGCUCCAACAACGACCUCCUGAAGAUCGAGGCCGACGAGACGCAGUGCCUCACCAGGAUCCUCAGCGUGACCAAGUCGGCCCCUUCAAGCGUCGCAGGCGCGGUGCUAAAGAACACGGCGAGCAGCGGCGUGGCGCGCCUGCAGCUGGACGCCAACAACUCCACGGGCUUCGCGCGGCUGGAGGUGGACGGCGCCGGCGGCUGCAGCCUGACCGCGCCGGCAGCAAAUCUCGCUGCAGAACCAGGCCAGCGGCGCCGCGCCGGUGGUCGUGGAGACGGACGGCGACCUCACCUACAACUACGGGCUGAACGCCCUGAGCGACGCGAGGCUGAAGGAGAACAUCAGGGAGGCCGACCUGCAGCUCAGGCCAUUUUCGACAAAGCGGUGCCCAAGUGCUACGAUCGCACCGAUGUCCCGCAUAAGAGCCGGCUGGGCUUUGUUGCCCAGGAUUUCGAGGGCGCCGGCGUGACAGGCACCGCGCGGCGCGAGGACCGGAACCUGAUGACGCUAGACUACGCGCGGCUCACCGCCGUGCUGUGGGGCGUCUGCAAGCGGCUCCAGGCGCGGGUGGAGGCGCUGGAGAGGCCAGGCAUGGCUGAGGAGGCGGCGCUGAACCUGCUGCGGCGGCUGGCCAGCGACUUCAAUGUGAGGGACGCCCGGAAGCUGUACCAGAUCGCAAAGCGCGAGUUCCCCGACCAGCCAGCCGUCACGGUGAACCGCGCAAGGGACGCCUUGAGGGGGGAUGUGGCAAGGCAGGUGCUGGCCCCGAAGCCCCGGAGCCUUGGUAAAAGCGCAGCCGAGGGGCCCAACGACCGCCUGCAGGCGGAUCUGAUCGACUUCUCGCAGAACACGCGGAGCGCCAAAAAGUACGGCCUCGUGGUAACCGAUGUGUUCACCAGGGAGGCGGUCACCAGGGCGCUGCCCAACAAGAAUGCGGAGACGGUGGCGCGCGCUGCCGCGGAUGCGAUCCCCGACCUCGUCCAGGACGAGAACAACUACGUGGUUACCACCGACGAGGGAAACGAGUUCCGCACUCUGGAGGCGAACCUGCCUCAGGGCGUCGUGCACCGGCAGAAACGCCCUGAGGACAGGAACGCCACCGCCGUGGUGGACCGAACCAUUCAGACCCUCAAGAAGGACCUUGCAGGCGAGGUGGCCCGUCGGGGCGGCAAGUGGGGGAUCACGUCGCCGACGCCACGGAAGCCUACAACGCGCGCCCGCACGAGGCCCGUGCACGCCGAGAAGUUCCAGCACAACAAGGCGCUUACAGAGGGACGUCAGGCGCGGCUGCAGCAGGCCGGCGCCUUUCGCGCGCCCACGAACGCCAACCGGAGCUUCCAGCCCAGCUACGGCCCGGCCAGAAACCUGGCGGACUUUGACUCCAUGAGCGUAAGAGCAGCAGACGGCAGCCAAACACUGCUGAAACACGCGCUGCCGGUGCCUCGGAGGCAGCGUCCAGCCCCAGGCGGCUCUCACGAGGCGGCACCGGCACCUGUGCGGCAGCUGCGGAACUUCAACUGUGCACUGCCGGCAAAAAGCAGGGGUAAGGGCUUUUCAGAGAACUCAACUGAACAUGUUGAACGUUAUGGAAUGAAAGCACAGGGGAAGAGUUCGUGUGAACUGGGCAUAAUCUUCUGA